GCUGCAGGUGGUUCCUGCCCAGAUUUGAACUUCAUUGACAAGUGUUGGGUAAAUUUCUCACAUUACGGAUACUGCUUCUCACUUUCUUGUUCUUCAUGAAGUUGACUGUUGUGACGAGCCUCGAGCAAUCCUUUUCCAGUUAACUAAUUGCUCUUGUUCUUGAACCCAACAGUUUCGAACUGAUAGUCAAAUCCGUCGCCAGCCCCAGUCGAUACUACACUACGCUGCAACUUGAAGCCGGCGGAUAUCGAACACAUAUGUGAAAGGCUGGCGUCAGUCUUCCACUAAACUCUCUAUUAAUAGUUUGGUAAGUAAUUUGUGAUGAACUCUGGCUUCACGUAGUAGACCAUCUUUGUCUGCACGACGCUGCAAAGUGUGCUGCAAGCGGCCUGAUAUUACAGUAGUGCAAGUAAAUAUCCUUGCCUGCAUUCUUCAGGGUUCGCCCACCAUCCGUUCUCCAUCGGUUGAUUGAUUGCAGUUUGCAAAUCGCCGCGUCGUUGUCAUCGAGUCUCCCGUCUACCCGUGACCCAGCAUCGGUAGUCGAAAUUGCAUUGAUGCCAGGUUUCACCACCCAACCUGAUGAGAUCCUAGACCUGCCAUUGGGUUACGUUUCUUACGCCUGUUGGGCUCAAGUGCACUAGCAAGUACCAGGAACAAGGAGAUGUGUGCUUGCAGCAUCAGGGGUCUGUUGUGCUUGGGCUGCUGUCAACUUGAGGUAUGAAGUUCUUUGACUCCAUAUCUACAGCUUAAAGCUGUCUUGCAUUUACUUUUACCACAUAGUCUAUGUUGUUGAGUUGACUUAUACGAGAGGCAAGAACUCGUCACUCAUUUGAACCGCCAUUUUCGGAUAUGAGAGUGAGCUUUUUAACAUUACCUACAAGGCUCAUUGACCAAUCCUUGUGACCCCUACCCAACCCCAGCUGCGCACUCAGCGUCUCAUUCAUCAGCCUGCGUUCUCACCUCAUGCGUAUGCUUGCUCAGUAUCACUCACAUCGAGCGAACAUCAGAGCACCGCGGGACAGUUUAACAAAGCGCUUUCGAAACUGUGUCAACUUUGCUGGCAAGGCCUGCGUCGCUGAAUGUAUGAAAUCAAGACUUUGAUUGGCCUUUGCAACUCCUACCUUGACCUCGCUAGAAAGACUUUCGUGGUUACACAACAGCUAUCGCGCCAAGUUGCGGGACAAGCCAGCCAAUGACUUCCGCUUUAUCAAAGUCAACCCCUCUGCAACGCAUUGAGGAUCAGGGUUGUUAGCUUUUUUGUCUCAUCAAUCUCACUCUUUUCGCCAGGUUCGACAUGCCAGUCUGUCGAACUGGUAAGAGUGAGUUUUUGACAUCCCUUCCACAGCACGUUGCAUCUAGAGCAAGGAUACGGAGUCCAGAUACAGGCUUUGCCUGAACACUUGUCGUCGUUAUUGUCAACUCUAGCAUGGGCACCAACAAGCGCCGAGGUUAGAGAGGACUGGUGAUGAUAGCAAAGGCCACUCGAUGCACGAGGGGCAAGGACUUAACAUCCAUACAGCACUCUAACUAAUUAGCAAGGGCCGCUUUUGUCUUUCUGUUCGAGGAAUUGAGAUCUCGAUACUUUAAUAGCGCAUAUUACUGCAGAGCACAGGACCAACAAGCAACAAGCCCAGAGAUUCUGGCAACGAGUCCGUCUCCGAUCAUCAAGGUUGUUAGCGGAUCCCAGACGAUGCAUCUAACGACGCUCAGGCCGUUAGCAGCACCCCAUGUGGAGCAACUACAGUACGCACUUCCAGCCUACAGUCUCCACGACAUCUGCCUUGUUGCCUUGAAGGGCAGGACAUGCAGAUAAGGCCAGGGGAGACGAUAUUUAUCUUGAUCUUACCUCGAGGGAAAUGUAGCAGAGCAUCGCGAUUUGCUCGAGACGCACAUGUUGCUGCAGGAGACUUGUAUGGAUAGAGUUAAUAUGGCCAGAUCAACUCCAGGGUUCCUUCUCCAGGCAGACGCGAACCUGUUAUAUGUUGAGGGUCCUCCGGAACAUUAAGAACGAAUUCGCACUAGUGAGACAAGGUCUGAUCCAGGAAAGGGCAUGGUACCAGGCAGUUUAUAUCGUUUACAAGCAUAUCACACUGGAGCCAUUGUACACCUGGGAAUGAGAGACAGGAAGUGAAAGCACGACAUUCUUCCACCAGAACCCCGCCAUCUGUUAUGCACAAGACCCGUGGUAACUUCAGGUAGAUAGCAAGACUCAGCCCAGUAUCGUCUAAGUACUUGAGGGACUGAAUAUGAGGCUAAUUCCUGCUUAUCCGACUCCCGAAACCGAGAAAUGUCUACAUGCUUCAGCACCGUGAUUCAACGGAAUCGAAGCUCGGAUAUUGUACAUAUGUUGUUCGCGUUAAACUCGAGUUCGCACCGCAUGAGGCAUUUUCUAUGGUCAGUUUCACGAAACUAUCCAAUAUCAAUGCCGUGCCAUUACCAGUGGUUUGAGUAUCGUAUUGUAUCAGUCAGCUGCUCUAGUCUGCAUCUAAUCAUGAAAGUACGUACCCCUUGACAACAUCUGCCGAUCCCGUACGUGCGUGCGUGCGUGCAUCAGGCGGAACUAAAACCGCCGUAACAAUCUACAGCUUCCGGGGGUGGUCCGAGCGCUCCCGCCGCGGUCCACUCCGGGGCAAAAGGAUAAUAUGAUUGGUCAAGACGGUAAAGCAUCUAAAACAAAUCGCAAACGUCAACACCAAAAAACGACCCAUUUUGAUGAAGCAGGAAUCUUCAUGAAGACUAAUUUAUACCUUGCCAUAUCAUUCAAUAUGUCAGCGUCUAUGAGAGUGCUACCAAGAUCAGCCUUGCGUACUUCGAGGCUGACACAAAGCCUUGCCCGCCGACCCUUCCACUCAUACGAUCACCCACCACCACCAGGAGCAUUUGGCGAUGCUGAAAAGUCCAUCCUCGCUGCGGCUUAUAAACACGUCCCGGAACAUGGUUUCUCACAGAAGGCUCUUGGUUGCGGUGCAAGAGACGCUGGCUACCUUGAUAUUAGCGUGAGCGUCAUCCCCGACGGUGCCUUUGGUCUGAUUCGAUAUCAUCUUAUUACCCAGCGAGAGGCCUUAGCAACUCGAAGCCAAGAACUAUUCCCUGAUCCCAACCAGCCUGGGGUCUCGGCGAGAGUGGAAGCGUUGACGUGGGAGAGACUUAUGGGUAACAAGUUGGUUUUGGAUCGUUGGCAAGAGGCAUUGGCCGUCAUGGCUCAGCCCAGUUACGUCCCCGAAUCCAUAAAGGAGCUGGCAAAACUUUCCGAUGAAAUCUGGUUCCUUGCCGGUGACAAGGCCGUCGACCCUUCGUGGUACACCAAGCGUGCCACCCUCUCUAUGAUAUACAGCACAAGCGAGCUAUUCAUGACCAACGACCGAUCUCCCGAUUUUUUCGAGACAAGGCAAUUCCUUCAGCGAAGACUAGGCGAGGUCGAGUCCGUUGGUGGUAUGGUCGGAUCGUUCGGUCAGUGGGCCGGUUACACACUCAGCGCUGGUGUGAAUAUACUAAGGAGCAAGGGCGUCAGAGUUUAAGGGGACUGGCCAGAAAUGAAGAUAUAGUUGUAGAAUAAUGUAUGAGUCGUGUGUAACAUAUCUAUGAAUAGAGGCCUCAGCAGGCGCAUGUUGUAAUGACAUCUAACGCUGGCGCUAUCUGAGGGCCAAGGAAGGCAUUGCUCGAAUCUGUACAAAAUCCAUUCCGACAAAGUACGCUGGUAUCACUCCUAACAAACUCCACGAUGCGCGAGUGUUUUUGUCUGCC
Fusarium odoratissimum NRRL 54006 is the source of this 3744-nucleotide messenger RNA. RefSeq lists its product as uncharacterized. Gene Ontology annotation, biological process: ubiquinone biosynthetic process. Gene Ontology annotation, cellular component: mitochondrial inner membrane. Gene Ontology annotation, molecular function: lipid binding. The record is from RefSeq and is a predicted model, not a curated record. The coding region runs from base 2643 to 3518 and encodes 291 amino acids. NCBI's taxonomy places the organism in Eukaryota, Fungi, Ascomycota, Sordariomycetes, Hypocreales, Nectriaceae. The transcript has 2 exons.